Coffea arabica (coffee) is the source of this 1168-nucleotide messenger RNA. The record is from RefSeq and is a predicted model, not a curated record. NCBI's taxonomy places the organism in Eukaryota, Viridiplantae, Streptophyta, Magnoliopsida, Gentianales, Rubiaceae.
CUUGCUAUAGCCCUAUCCACCAUAUUUGCUUAUAAAAAAGGUCUUGACUUUGAUAUCUGGCAAAUGAGCUUCUGAAUAACCCUCUUCAGCAAUCACAGCUAUAAGCUCAUCAAAGAUCGAGCAGGCAACUGAAGAGAACCCUCGAUUUCUCUGACCAGGGAAUAUUAUGGGAAGGGGGAAGAUUGUGAUCCGGAGGAUCGAUAACUCGACAAGCAGGCAAGUGACUUUCUCUAAGAGAAGAAAUGGGCUGUUGAAGAAGGCCAAGGAGCUGGCUGUUCUCUGUGAUGCAGAAGUUGGAGUUGUCAUCUUCUCAAGCACUAGCAAGCUCUAUGAAUAUGCAAACACCAGCAUGAAAUCCGUCCUGGAACGUUACAGCAAAGCGAAAGAAGAGCGCCAUCAACUCCUUAGUCCACUAUCGGAGGUCAAGUUUUGGCAAAGGGAGGCAACAAUCCUCCGGCAACAAUUACACAACUUGCAGGAAAUUCACAGGCAAUUGAUGGGAGAAGAACUGUAUGGCCUGAGCGUUAAAGACCUACAAGGUCUAGAGAACCAACUUGAAAUGAGUUUAAGGGGCAUCCGUAUGAAAAAGGAACAAAUACUGACUGAUGAGAUUCGGGAACUACAUCGUAAGGGCUGCCUCAUUCAUCAAGAAAACGCGGAACUUUAUAAGAAGGUAAACUUCCAUCAACAAGAAAUUAUCUCAUUGCAUAAGAAGGCUUAUAGCACGAGUAAUUCCAAUGCCACACAUGGGAAUACCAUAACUCCAUAUGGAUUUGCAAUUACUGAGGAGCAACAUGCUCCAAUCCAUCUCCAACUUAGCCAGCCUGAGUCACAGAACUUCGUGACGUCAGAGGGAACCUCAGAAUCAAGGUAAUUAAACAAAGGCAGUAAAUUCUCAUCGUAUCACGAGUCAAGACCCAAAGGAGGCAUGACCGGUUAGACUACAUCAACCAACAAGAAAAAUGCUAACAAAUGAUUUACAGAGCUUUCUUCAAUUCUCUCGGGUUGUAAUGUGUUUGCAUUUCGCAUGGUGCUUAACUGGUUAUAUAAACUCUUUAUAAGGUUAUCCACAAAUACUAGUAACCAACGCUGCCUACUGUAUUCAAGUGCAAGAUUGCAUAUGCCUGACUGAACUUAAUGUGAAUAUUUUGGUCGUGAAAGCUGAAAA